This is a messenger RNA of Achroia grisella, 682 nucleotides long. The record is from the annotation of a RefSeq genome assembly. Lineage: Eukaryota; Metazoa; Arthropoda; Insecta; Lepidoptera; Pyralidae.
AUUGCAACUUGAUCUAAUUUUAAUUUACAAAAUAGUGCCUCCCCUCUUAUAGAACAAAUUAUUUUUUUCCAUGAUCAUACCUUAAUUAUUUUAAUUAUAAUUACUAUUUUAGUAGGAUAUAUUAUAAUUAAUUUAUUUUUCAAUAAAUUUAUUAAUCGAUUUUUACUUGAAGGUCAAAUAAUUGAAUUAAUUUGAACUGUUUUACCAGCAAUUACUUUAAUUUUUAUUGCUCUACCUUCUCUUCGCUUGUUAUAUUUAUUAGAUGAAUUAAAUAAUCCUCUUAUUACUUUAAAAACUAUUGGACAUCAAUGAUACUGAAGUUAUGAAUACUCAGAUUUUAAUAAUAUUGAAUUUGACUCUUAUAUAAUUGCUAGUAAUGAACUUCCUUCUAAUAAUUUUCGUCUUUUAGAUGUAGAUAAUCGUAUUAUUUUACCCAUAAAUAAUCAAAUUCGAAUUUUAGUUACUGCUACAGAUGUAAUUCACUCUUGAACUAUUCCAUCUUUAGGAGUUAAAGUUGAUGCAAAUCCAGGUCGUCUAAAUCAAACUAAUUUCUUUAUUAAUCGUCCAGGAAUUUUUUAUGGUCAAUGCUCAGAAAUUUGUGGAGCAAAUCAUAGUUUUAUACCUAUUGUUAUUGAAAGAAUCUCAAUUAAAAAUUUUAUUAAUUGAAUUAAUAAUUAUUCCU